GCAAUUGUUUCUUUGAGUUAUUGCGUCCGCCUUUCGCCGUGGCGGUUUGUUAAUGACUUGCGAUCCCCAUCUAGCAAUUGGUGGUCAUGCCUGGAUAGCAACUGUCUUGCAAAUUGUUGACCACUGCUCGUCGUGUGCCGUCGUUACAACAAACGUUGCUGCACGUGGGUUGGAUUAUCACACCAGCCCAGCCUCAAUGGUCCGUCUGCAUAACCUUCACAGAAGGAAUAUCAGACAUUUCAACACUUGUGCUUCGCCGCUAGCGAAGGAGCCUGCAACGAAAACUCGGUGGCAUAGUGAACGGGUUUCCUUACGUACGUACGUUUCGGUUUGGAGUCUAGUCGGCGCUUUCCGUCACCGGGACGAGAACCGGGAUCAGAGCAGAGCACGACUCCACGAAAAAGAUGGCAAUGACUGGUGAAGAAAAGGGGGGGAAUGGGGCAAGCAACUCUUGCUGCGGCCAGGCAAGAGCAAAACCUCUGGUCAUGCCGCUUAUAAGCGACAUGCAUACGCACCUCAGACAAGAUGAAAUGGCAGAGUUCGUCACCCCAAUGAUCAAAAAGGGAGGGUGCCGGUGUGUCCUGGUCAUGCCCAACACCAUUCCUCCCGUCACCACAUGUGCUCAAGCCGCUGCAUACAGAGAGCGCCUCGUCAGGAUAGACCCCAACGUGGACUAUAUGAUGACGCUGUUUCUCUCUCCGGAAGUGUCGGCCGAUGACUUGCGGCAGAAUGCCAAGAUGUGCCAUGUCACCGGAAUCAAGAGCUACCCGAAAGGAGUGACGACAAACUCUGACCAGGGCGUCGAGAGCUACGAACAGUAUUACGGAAUCUUCGAGGCAAUGCAGGAGCUUGGACUAACGCUUCAUUUGCACGGGGAAGUGCCUGGAGUUGCUCCUCUGGAUGCAGAGGAGGCUUUCAUUCCCUUUUUCGAGCAGAUCCAUUCAAGAUUUCCUAGUCUAAAAAUCGUCCUUGAGCAUGUCUCCACCGCUGCGGCGAUCCAAGCGGUCAAGCGCAUGCCUGCGAACGUGGCGGCAACCAUCACGCCCCACCACCUAAUGCUGACGGUUGAUGACGUCGUGAAGCCGGACGCGAUCAAAAGGGCAAUGGAGACUGCAGCACACAGAGGACUCUGCUGUGCAGAGGCAGUCGAGAAGCCCCACAACUUCUGCAAGCCGUUGGCGAAGACCAAGAGAGACCGUGACGCACUCCGACAGGUCAUCCAGGAUGGUGACACGCACUUUUUCCUCGGCUCCGAUUCAGCGCCGCAUCCCAGACUUGCCAAGGAAUCGUCCCCGCCAGCUGCAGGGGUAUUUACGCAGCCGCUUCUUCUAGCUUACCUGGUUAGCAUAUUCGCGGAACUUGGUUGCAUCUCCAAACUUCGGGAAUUCGCAGAUGGCCAUGCUGCAGCGUUUUUCGGCUUUGAGGCUGCAACCCUGGAAGAGAACCUUGAGUGUGCCGUUAUCCAGCCUACGCCUCAGCGGGUUCCUUCCAUUUUCAAGUUCCCUGGCCAAGAAAACGAAGGCGUCGUGCCGUUUAUGGCAUCGCUUGAGCUGCCUUACACAGUGGAAGUACGGCGCUUCAGCCCUUCUCUACUGAAGGAAUGCGACGAAAUUUAAUAUCGCGUUCAUCAUUGUUCGUGCGUGAAGCCGGAUACUAAUGUGUUCUUUCAGCCUGUCACGGUCCAGGACAUUUCUCAUGGGUAAAGACCGUGACGGUGCAGUGAAGGGAAUCAGGAGUGUAUCUACUGCACCCGUUCGCCGUGCAGGAGUUUUUUUAAUGCCGACACCGUGGUUUAAUGGAGGCUUUUGUAAGCGCCGAGAUGCACUGUUUCGGUUUGUGAUGUUUUUUCUCCGAUGACGCCUGAUUCUUGACUACUGACGAGUGGCAGACUGUUACGUGAGCAUCAGUUAUAAGGGGGCGUGCAUAGUUUUGACGUUUCCAUGUGCCGACAAUAGAGCGGUUUUUGUGGCGUUGUGCUUUUCCCCGUACUGCACCGCCGAAAAUAACCGCAGGAUCGCCAUUUAAAAGUACAGAACGCUGCAGGGUUGCCCUGCGUAAAAACUCCUGUAGUCCUG
Molecule: messenger RNA, 2075 nt
Organism: Toxoplasma gondii ME49
Lineage: Eukaryota; Apicomplexa; Conoidasida; Eucoccidiorida; Sarcocystidae
Product: dihydroorotase
Exons: 12
Coding region: 405-1616 (403 amino acids)
Biological process (GO): pyrimidine nucleotide biosynthetic process; 'de novo' pyrimidine nucleobase biosynthetic process
Cellular component (GO): cytoplasm
Molecular function (GO): dihydroorotase activity
Source: RefSeq, a predicted model, not a curated record